Anastrepha obliqua is the source of this 2699-nucleotide messenger RNA. It is a transcript of the gene Snx17, whose product is annotated as sorting nexin-17. Gene Ontology annotation, cellular component: early endosome. Gene Ontology annotation, biological process: intracellular protein transport. The transcript has a single exon. Gene Ontology annotation, molecular function: phosphatidylinositol binding. Bases 231 to 1841 code for a protein of 536 amino acids. Lineage: Eukaryota; Metazoa; Arthropoda; Insecta; Diptera; Tephritidae. The record is from RefSeq and is a predicted model, not a curated record.
AGGAAGUUAGAAAAAGCCAAGAAAACAACAAAAGCCCAAAUAUUAAUUAAUUAAAAAUUAAUAAGAGUGAAUGACUGUGACUAAUAUUAAAGUUUAUCGCAAUAAGAAUUUUUUACGUAGAACCAUAAAAUAUUGCAUUCGAGUACUAAAAAUUAGUACAAAUAUUAGCACCAACGUGUGGGUAGUGAUUAGGAAAUAAAACUAAAAGUACCAGAAAUUUGGGCAAAGAAAUGCACUUCUCCAUUCCAGACACACAAGAAUUAUAUGCGGAGUUAAGUGGAACCACCUACACGGGUUACAAUAUCUACAUUAAUGGCAGCUAUCAUUGCUGUCUCCGCUAUAAGCAAUUGCACGCUUUACAUGAACAGCUGCGACGUCGCUGUGCUGAUCUCAACAUACAGUUGCCAGCUACAUUCCCCCCUAAACGUUUGCUACCACUAACCAACGGACAAUUGGAAUCAAGACGUGCUUCUUUGGAGCACUAUUUGCAAUUAUGUGGACAAGACGCAGUUAUUUCCAAAAUGGAGCAUUUUCAAAGUUAUCUUUUGAAUGCGCAACAAGAGACCACACUGGCCGAAGGUGUUCUUGGCAACGAAUACAGUGGUGGUGAUCUUAAACGGGCAUCUUGUGUACUAGAAGUGUGGCUUUCAAAUAAAUUUACUCUUCAGGUCAAUUGCCAUAUUGGUGAUAAUGCCAGCUCUUUAUUGCGAACAGUGUGCGAAUGUGUCCAACUGCCUACGCAAUUUAUACAACAUUUUUGUCUAUAUUUAGUGCGACGACAAGACAGCGAUACUACUCAAAACAAAUUGGUGUUAUUAAGGCGUUUAAUGGACUUUGAAUCACCAUACUUGUCUCGAUUGCGAGCACAAGAAACAUCUUUUUCGUGCCAGGUAAUGUUGCGCAAGAGCUAUUGGAAUCCCAUGUAUGAUCUAAGCUUACUUCAAGACCCAGUGUCAUUGAAAUUGCUAUUUGCACAAAUUGCGACUGACAUAGAAAACGAAUGGAUUAUAGCACCGAAAGAAGUUUUAGAACAGCUUGUUAGUAUGCAGGAGCACGGUCUGCAGAAAGAAUACAUACAGAUGGCACGGCAAUUGCCACUUUACGGGUGCUUGCAAUUCAGUGCAUCUCUUAUUGAUUAUCCAGAGCCUCGAACAACGGCGCUCAUUUCCAUAGGCAAUCGAGAAUUAAGUAUGCGUACUGCAAAAGCAGGUAAAAUUUAUGAAACAAAAUUUCGUGUGACCCGAAUGCGUUGUUGGCGCGUUACAGCAAUGCAUAACACCAGCCCUAAUGAUUCAACGAGUACUAAUAGUACUGGUGAAAGUGCUAAUAGUUAUGGAAAAUCUCCAACGAACUUGCAACUCGCUUUUGAAUACUUGAUGUCGAAACAAACUCUACGUUGGAUUACGAUAACUAGCCCACAAGCGAUGCUUAUGUCGGUAUGUCUGCAAUCAAUGGUUGAUGAAUUACUUAAUUGCAAAGACUCUGUCGAUGGACUAAGCACACGCAUUACAGAAGACUCACAAUCUCAAUUGCUGUCCUACGUUUCGCGUAAUGGACGAGUUUCGCAUACUCCUUCAAUGCUCACCUCAUCCGCCUCCACACCGUCUCUGUCCACGGAACUAAUAUCGUCAUCAACUGCUACAACGGCUACCACCACGUCAAGCUCAUCUUCUUCAUCGUCGCCAACGGCACCUGUUAAAUUUCUUUCACAACGCUCGCGUACGAGAUUUAACCCAAAAAUAUCUAAUUCUAGUUCGUAUUCAGCUGUUUUCUUCCGUAAUGGUGCUGAGGAAUCGGUGCACAACGAAGCUUUCGAAGGCAUCGGCGACGAUGAUCUUUAGAUAAGUAAAACCAAAAAGACUAAAAAUAACGGUGCACAAAAUAAUAUCUACGUAUUUCGAAGUAGGAGCAUUUCCCAUUGGGUGUAGGAAUCUUUUUGGCACAAAAUACAUAUACUUCGCUUGAAUACUGAAACUGAUCCUCUACAUUUCUAGCUCCACGAACAAUCUUCUGCAAUGUCGAUUGAAGUUUUAAUUUUUUGAUUGUAAAGCAAGAAGACGGUCCACACAAUUAAUGUGUUUUACAAAGGAAAGUUGUUGAAAAUGUUUUUAUUAAUAUUGUAAAAAAAUAUUGCCAAAUUAUUUAAGAUUAGUCUGUUAUAGUGAAAUUCAAAAUUGAUAUUCGUUGUUUUUUUUAUUCUUAAAUAAAAUUGUCAUUUAAAUGAAGGCCCACUCUGGACUUGGGUCCUAGUGUGCCAAAUAUUGAAAGAAAAUGCAUUUAUACCUAUGUACAUAUAAACAUGUACAUAUGUAUGUGUGUAUGUAUGGUAGGUACAUAAUUGAAUGAAUUUAUUUGCUAAACCGUUUUUUUGUACUAUAUUAAUGUUUUAAAAGCAAUUUUUAUGAAUUUAACAUUUUAUAUAACAAUCAUAAAAAGUAUUUAUAUACAAUAUAAUAAAAAGUUAUGCAUAUGUAAAUCUCUUAACAUGUAUUUAUCGAUUGUACAGCUUUUUGUUAGUGGCCGUCGUUAACCAAGUGAUUUCUCUAAACCAGAGACUCGAUAAGUUACUCUUUUACGAAUUCUCAUUCACUUGUUUAAUUGACGGUUAUUCUCUGCACACAUUUAAUAUUUAAAAUUAUUGUUUAACUCUAUUUUGUAUAAAUCUGAUAUAAUUUGAAUAAACGCCUCUUAAUCGAAAU